Propithecus coquereli (Coquerel's sifaka) is the source of this 813-nucleotide messenger RNA. Its product is annotated as synaptonemal complex protein 3-like. Gene Ontology annotation, biological process: spermatid development; meiotic cell cycle. The record is from RefSeq and is a predicted model, not a curated record. NCBI's taxonomy places the organism in Eukaryota, Metazoa, Chordata, Mammalia, Primates, Indriidae. The transcript is spliced from 5 exons. The coding region runs from base 496 to 813 and encodes 105 amino acids. Gene Ontology annotation, cellular component: synaptonemal complex.
CCUUCUGAGGAGCGUCGUUCUCGUGGUGCCGGAGUCGCCCACGUUCUCUGAGGGAGCACAGUCAGAGUCAGUGAGGUGACUCACAACUGGGUGGAGAGGUGGAGGAGGCAGGGCCCCAUGGCCCCAGGGGACAAGGGUGUGGAGACCAGCAGGGCCCGGGCUGACCUCUGACGAAAUGUCCCCAGCGUCGCCUGAGGCCAGGGUCUCGGCGAAGCCACUGAGGGUGGUCCGGGAGCACCCUCAGUGGCCUGAGGGUCCUCAGGGACUCUGAGGCUCACUGCUGGGCUCUGUGUGUGGGUGGAGGGGGGUAAGGGGAGCGGCUGGGGGCGGCGAGGCCCAACCCGGAUCUGUCCCUCCUGCGCGGCUACCAUCAUAACUGGACACUCGGGUCCCGCGGGGUCCCUCUGGCGUGCGCGACGGCGAGUGGGCAGGGCCCGCACCUGAGUGUCCGGAACAGGGUCAGGAGUCCUCUCUAGCGUCUGAAGACAGCCAGCCAUGGCGCCCCCGGGAAGGAAGCGCAUCGGGAGGGCUGCCAAGGCCCCGGUGGAGGCUCAGGUUAUGGCAGCCUAUGACGUUCCGCGUGGAGCAAACAAUCCAGGAAUUGGUGACGGUGGAGAAAACAGCCCCUUUUCAGGCACACCUGAGCAAGAUGUGCGGAAUGAGUUACAGAAUAUGCUGGAGAGAUUCGAAGGGGACAUGAAAAAAGUUCUUCAUGCAAAGAGAAAAAGUUUCAAAAUGAAUACCAAUGCUUCUGUCAACACCAUGCAGCAGACAAUUGAGCAUGUUUGGAAAACCCAUCAAGAGCAAAGGUAA